Molecule: messenger RNA, 602 nt
Organism: Wyeomyia smithii (pitcher-plant mosquito)
Lineage: Eukaryota; Metazoa; Arthropoda; Insecta; Diptera; Culicidae
Exons: 2
Coding region: 241-561 (106 amino acids)
Source: RefSeq, a predicted model, not a curated record
UAAAGCCUCUAAGACCCCACGGAUGGAUGAUACCGGGUGAACAAGUGUCGCUGCUCCGUCGCUUUUUUUUCUUCGAAAAGUUUCGUUUGGCUCAGUGCUGUUAACUAGUGAUCACGAAAUUCGAAUAUAAAAGCGAAUAUAUGAUACUUCGAUGCGGCUAGUUAGCUCUCUGUGCCAGUCAGUGAAGACCGCCGCGAGUCGGUCGCGUGGACACGAAACACGCGCGUGUGAGUCGAAGCCAUGAGCCUGUCAAUUAUGGUACUUCUGUUGGUGGCAGUCACGUUAGGUGAAGGUUUCACCGGUGUACCACGAACGUACAAUCUGCAGACGGAAGAGGAACGGUACGGCAAGUAUGAGCGGGUGCUACUUGGGCUUAAGUCAUCCGAGGGGCUUAACGUGGACAGUAAAGUUCUGGACAAGGUUCGGGAAGUCCUGUUUGAAGAGGAAGCUGCACAUCCUACAUCGAAAGGAGAGAAGCUCGUAGCAGUUCAUCUGGAUCGUCCGAAGCAGUCCCAGGAAGUGGCACAGUUUCAAUACAGAAACCGAAUUAAAUUUGGAUAAGUUUUCUCGUUUAGGAAAUAAAUAAUAUUAAAUGUAUGCAC